UCCCAACUGUUUGUCCUCCCUUUGUGAUCUUUGGUGUUGACCAGGGAUAGUUUUCAAACAUCACAUUUUGGAACUUCUCUCCCAAGUAUUUUGACCAUUGUAUUAUCCCAGAAUAAAAUUCCACCUGAAAAUGAAAAGGCAACUACUACUACUACAAAGACACUUCCAUGUUAUAAAAUCAUUACCUGCUCUUGGCGCUGGACCACUCAAAUUCUUGUCCUCAUUGGACUGCUGUAAUGACAAGCAUUGGUGAAUGGUGACAAGAAACCUGUCCUGAAAACAAACAUCUAAGAUCCUUUGCCUUUGUUGACCACAAACACAGACAGCCAUUGAUGACCUUCUAGAAAGCCUUCUUCCCUAUUUUUUCACCACCCAAGAAACCAAACCCCCGAACCCAAAAACCCCUCUCUCUUUACAGUUUACACCCUUAAACACUUCUCUUACACAUUUUCACGGUUCGUAGACUCUGGAGUUUUUUGUCUUGAAUCGGUUGGUUUUGUACAUUUUUGCCAUAGUUGAAGUUUUUCUUGGGUAUUCGUUAAAGGGUUUCAAGAUUCUUGGCUUUUGCUCGAAUUGCAAGCCAUUCUUGCCUUCUGAAGAUGCCAACUUUUGCAGGGUCGAAGUUUUCCUCGAAAGGGUUUCAUCAGAAUUCAAAUUCAAACGUAGUUACAGUUGAUGUGGGGGGUCAGCUGUUUCAGACAACCAAACAGACCCUUUCUCUAGCUGGUUCAAAGUCUCUGUUCUCCAAGAUCUCCAGCUCUGAUGAUGUCAUCAUCCCCUUCAUUGACAGAGACCCUGAACUUUUCUCAAUCUUACUCUCCCUCCUCAGAACUGGAAACCUUCCCUCCAAAGCCAAAGCCUUUGAUAUUCAAGACCUGAUUUUUGAGUCCCAAGUUUACGGUAUUGAGGACCUCCUCAUAAAUUCCCAAUCAAAUCCUUCUCAACUUGAUGCCUUUAACCUUGAAAAGUCACUGGUUUUGCCAUUGAGUGGUAGAGAUUCGGGCUCGGCCAUCUCCACGACACCGUAUGGAUCACUCCAUGUUGCUCAUGGAAGUAAAAUCACCUCCUUUGAUUGGUCACUGCAAAGAAAAACCACUAUACUCACCCAAUUCACUGCCAUUGAUUCAUUGUUAUCAUUGUCCCCUUCAAUUGCUGCUGCUGGUGCAACUGACUUUUCAGGGCUACAGAUCAUUAAUCUUGAUAAGGGUUAUGUUAAACAGACGUUGAGUUGGGAAAACGUCACUAGGUCUGGCUCUACAGUGCAAGCCAUCGGGGCAUCACCUGAGUUCUUGUUCACUAGCUUUGAGUCCAGUAGGAGAAACUCGAACUGCAUCAUGAUAUAUGAUCUCAAUGAUGGUUUACGCCCCGUUACCAAGAUUGGUGACUAUGAAAUCUUUGGUGAUGAUCUUGAUUCUGCAAUCCCAGCCACUAAACUGCAAUGGGUUCCUAGUCAUAAUUUGUUAAUGGCCUCAGGUUCUCAUAGUGGACCCUCUGGAGUAUCAGGGAACAUUAAGUUUUGGGAUAUUAGGACCGGGGAUGUGGUUUUGGAACUUAAGGAAAAAGUGGAUUGCUUCUCGGAUGUGACUGUUUCGGACACGCUAUCUGCAAUGUUCAAAGUUGGGGUAAGUACGGGCGAAGUGUUUGUUGCUGAUUUGAGAAGUAUGAAUGCUGAUAUACCUUGGGUUUGUCUUGGUGAGGGGAGAAAGGUGACAAAUGGGAAGAAAGAAGGGCUUGGAUGUAAAGUCGAAACACAUGGAAACCAAGUGUUUUGUAGUAAAGGAGGAAACAUUGAGCUAUGGUCAGAGGUACUCAUUGGUUCUAUGCAAAAACAAGACGGUGGAUUACAGGAGAGAGUCUUUAGGAAGAACGUAAUGGGGAGAGCCAAGGAUAUGGGUGGAAGCCGGAUAACAAACUUGAGUUUCGGUGGGAAUAAAAUGUUUGUGACACGGAAAGAUCAGCAGUGUGUAGAGGUUUGGAAUUCAGCUAGACCCUUCUAAUCAUCGAACGUUGGGUGCUUAGAGGGUCGUUGCUUUUGCAAGUUAGCUAGGAACCAUUCAUUAUAUAGAUGUUUUCCUUGUUCAUGAGAAUGAUACUGCACGUUCUCUAUGCUCUGUGAAUAGACGGAAGAUGAUGAUGAGGACAUGAUUUUUCUUUCAUCAGUUCCAGAAUUACGGUUGAUAUGAUCAUAACUGAUUCAGAUUUUUCCUGCAAUCUGUUGUUCUGUUCUUCCAUAUGUUGCUUCCUUUCUGGCAACUUUUGCUACUUACAUAUCAAGAACUUCAUCUUAAA
Messenger RNA from Sesamum indicum (sesame), 2289 nucleotides. The record is from RefSeq and is a predicted model, not a curated record. Lineage: Eukaryota; Viridiplantae; Streptophyta; Magnoliopsida; Lamiales; Pedaliaceae.